Truncatella angustata is the source of this 758-nucleotide messenger RNA. RefSeq lists its product as uncharacterized. The transcript is spliced from 2 exons. Lineage: Eukaryota; Fungi; Ascomycota; Sordariomycetes; Amphisphaeriales; Sporocadaceae. The record is from RefSeq and is a predicted model, not a curated record. The coding region runs from base 91 to 675 and encodes 194 amino acids.
GGAGACCUUGGCCCAGCUCCGCUCACGCUGACGACGCAUGACGAUUGGAAGAGGGAAAAUGGCCAGAGUUUCAGGGUAAGCUUUGCCGAAAUGCAGAGAAUGAGGUUGCGAAAAUUGCAAGACAAACUGGUGCAACACGCUAUAGCCGUUCAAUUUCAUAACGAGGAGCCGAAUGAAUGGGAGAACGACCUCAAAGAAUAUACGAUACAAGACUAUGAAUUCAUGAUGAGCGGCAGCUCAGCCACAAGGGAUCCUUUUCUGGCAAGUGGCGAGCGAUAUGUCGAUGAUUGGGUGAUUCGCAGAGCUCUUAAUGGCGUGCAUCUUGGAAAAUUGCAGGCACCCAUAGUCGUCCCUGCUCCAUGGAAUACGUCAAAGGAUAGUCUCCCUAUCGGGGAAAUACGAUCUCAGCAUGCCGCUCAGGUACUGGUGAAAGGUUUCCAGGAAAGACUUCUCAUGGCGACACUCGGCGGCUUCUUUCUCGUAGGGCCCAUGUGGCUGAUGGUCAAGCUCAACGACCAAACCACAUCUCUCAUAACAACGACAGUCUUUGUCGUUGCAUUUGGACUUCUAAUGGCCUCGACUCUGGACAAGCCUAAGGAGGUAAUGUCCAGUACCGCUGCUUACGCUGCUGUGCUCGUGGUUUUUGUUGGCUUGGGCACGACAGAUAGUGCGUGAUUAUGAUCAAGUCGCUUGAGUGAGAGCUGGUGGUGUACCAAAUCCAUAAUUUCCCAGAAAAAGUCGAGAUAGGAAAAGUUCUC